Cucurbitaria berberidis CBS 394.84 is the source of this 1242-nucleotide messenger RNA. Its product is annotated as alpha/beta-hydrolase. The record is from RefSeq and is a predicted model, not a curated record. Lineage: Eukaryota; Fungi; Ascomycota; Dothideomycetes; Pleosporales; Cucurbitariaceae. Bases 99 to 1112 code for a protein of 337 amino acids. Gene Ontology annotation, molecular function: hydrolase activity. The transcript is spliced from 3 exons.
CCACGACUCGAAUCAAUCUUGUCAUUCCUAUGAGACAUUCGAAUCAAUACUGAGGUUUCAUUGCACACUUCCUUCUACUCAGCAAGUUUACAGGCGUCAUGGCAUCCAUUUCAGCGCACAAGAUUCAAGAUGACAAGUUCAACAGCCUCGGCUUAACUAAACUGGCAGUGAACGAGGAGCAAGUUACUUCUUAUAGUCGCGCGCUGGGUACCGCGUCCGAGAAGAAUCCUAUCCUUGUGCUCGUUCAUGGGUACCCCCAAUCGGCCUACAUGUGGCGCCAUCUCAUUCCCUUACUACCUCAAAACGCGCCAAUAUUCGCUCCUGAUCUUCCUGGUUAUGGCACGAGCGCAGCUAUCCAGAAAAAUGAUAAACUGACUAUUGGCAAUGCUAUCCUAGCGGCGCUGAUGACUGAAAUCAAGAGAACAUCGAGUGGGUCUUCGACGAGCAACAUUCCUGUUGUGCUUAUUGGUCAUGACCGCGGAGCAAGAGUUUUGCAUCAUCUUGCUGUUAGUGGCGUGGAAGGAGUCAAUAUACUGGGUGUGUGUCUGAUUGAUAUUGUCCCAACUUCAACACAAUGGCAGCGCAACGCCUCACCCGUAGACGCCGCAAAGGAAGUAACCGGCUACUUCCAUUGGCCGUUCCUUGCCAACGUCUCCCUUGCAGUCCGUAUGAUCACCGCCUUCGGUGCCUCGAACUGGUGCGAGGAAAUGAUUCUCCACUGGGCAGGAAAGAACCCUUCGGGCCUCGACAACCUAAAAGCUGAUGACGCGCUUACUGUCUAUGGCGAGUUCCUCAGCCAACCGCAUAGUUUGAAAGCGAGCUGUGAGGACUACAGGGAAGGCGCGACUACCGAUGUCGAGAGAGACCAGCAGAAUCAGAAGGAAGGGAAAAGAAUCAAAUCUCCACUGCUCCUGUUGUAUUCGGCUGAUUACAUCGGAAGUCGAUACAAAUUCCCGGAUGUGUGGAAAGACUGGGUAGAUAAUGGGGUGGAGAUCCAGCACCACAGCUUCGGGGAUGGGAUUGGACAUUUUGGCGCUGAGGAGGCGCCACAAGAGGCCGCGAAGGUCAUCAAUGCGUGGCUGACACGGUUAGGUGUAAAUGCUGCAUCAUGAGUGGGAUAGGGUGACUUGGAUGGCCGUAAUAUCUUCUCGGUUAUUGGGUAUCGAGUCCAGUCAAUAUUGAAUAUAUUGAGGCCAAUGGAUGGUAGUGUGGUACGUUACCAUGGAAGAAGGUGUAAGGAAU